UUAUUAAAUUGUAGUUAUAGCAUCAUGGGGCAUUCAUGCAAAAGUCAAAUGGAUGUAGAUGGUGUUGGAACACAAAAAUUGAGACGCUCUUCCUGGCAACAAAGCAGUUGAAGUUUAUUAUUUAACAAAACAUAAUCUUGUUGACAGCGCCCACGUCUUGUCAGUUUUUGAAAGCUACAGAUAGUAAUCUGUUUACCUAUUAUGAUUCCUUAGGGGACGACACUACAACUUCUGAACUGUUGGGGUCAGCCAGGGUCCUGGUAUUUUAGUAUCCAGCCGUACUGUCAAAAACCUAAAGGUACACCAGGGGUUGGAAAAACCACCCUAGGCAAAGAACUUGCAUCAAGAUCAGGACUGAAAUACAUUAAUGUGGGUGAUUUAGCUCGAGAAGUCUGAUCAACGGAUAUCAUGGAUUCUGGCAAGAUGGCUUCUCCCAAGAGCAUGCCGAAAGAUGCACAGAUGAUGGCACAAAUCCUGAAGGAUAUGGGGAUUACAGAAUAUGAGCCAAGAGUUAUAAAUCAGAUGUUGGAGUUUGCCUUCCGAUAUGUGACCACAAUUCUAGAUGAUGCAAAAAUUUAUUCAAGCCAUGCUAAGAAAGCUACUGUUGAUGCAGAUGAUGUGCGAUUGGCAAUCCAGUGUCGUGCUGAUCAGUCUUUUACCUCUCCUCCCCCAAGAGAUUUUUUAUUAGAUAUUGCAAGGCAAAGAAAUCAAACUCCUUUGCCCUUAAUCAAGCCAUAUUCAGGCCCCAGGUUGCCACCUGAUAGAUAUUGCUUGACUGCUCCAAACUAUAGACUUAAGUCUUUACAAAAAAAGGCAUCUACUUCUGCGGGAAGAAUAACAGUUCCGCGGUUAAGUGUUGGUUCAGUUACUAGCAGACCAAGUACUCCCACGCUUGGCACGCCAACCCCACAAACCAUGUCUGUGUCAACUAAAGUAGGGACUCCAAUGUCCCUCACAGGGCAAAGGUUUACAGUACAAAUGCCCACUUCACAGUCCCCAACUGUAAAAGCAUCAAUUCCUGCAACAUCUGCAGUUCAGAAUGUUCUAAUUAAUCCAUCAUUAAUUGGGUCCAAGAACAUUCUCAUAACCACUAACAUGGUGUCAUCACAAAAUACUGCCAAUGAAUCAGCAAAUGCAUUGAAAAGAAAACGAGAAGAUGAUGAUGAUGAUGACGACGACGAUGAUGAUGACUAUGAUAAUUUGUAAUCUAGCUUUGAUGCUUGUAACAUGUGUACUUGGUCUUGAAUCCAUUGUACUGAGAUUAAACAUGCAUGCUGGGUGUUUUCAUGUUGUGUUGUAGAACAUGUAAAUUGUAUUUAAUGAGUAAAUAUAGUUACCCUCUCUGAGUUGUUGGAUUUUCUUUAAUAGGAUUAGUAAUGGUUUUUCAUCAGCCUUCAAGUGUAAAAAAUAAAGUUCAUUACUUUGUUGGUA
This is a messenger RNA of Felis catus (domestic cat), 1431 nucleotides long. RefSeq names its product TATA-box binding protein associated factor 9 (gene TAF9). Gene Ontology annotation, molecular function: transcription coactivator activity; protein heterodimerization activity; RNA polymerase II general transcription initiation factor activity. Gene Ontology annotation, cellular component: transcription factor TFTC complex; transcription factor TFIID complex; SAGA complex. Gene Ontology annotation, biological process: DNA-templated transcription initiation; RNA polymerase II preinitiation complex assembly. The record is from RefSeq and is a predicted model, not a curated record. Lineage: Eukaryota; Metazoa; Chordata; Mammalia; Carnivora; Felidae. The coding region runs from base 409 to 1206 and encodes 265 amino acids. The transcript is spliced from 3 exons.